GGGCUGGCUCUGAGGCCCCCAUAGUGAGGGUGAAGCAGGAGGAAGAGGGGGACGAGGAUGAGAAAGAUCAUUUCCGAGCGCUGGAGAAGUACCGCCUGAUGAGCGUGCUCGGGUUACAGAGGACGUCCCUCCUCCCCAGACCAGAGGAUCUGAUUGGCUGGAGGCAGAAAAAACGCCUCCGCAAGUUGAAGGUCAAUAACUAUUCGUUGACCAAGAGGAGGAAACCUCGCCUCCAGGCAUCAGGGGGGCUUACGUUCGGGGGGCCGCCCCUGUCACUCCCCCUAUGUACCCCUGCCAAAGCCCACUUCCUGAGCAGGAUCAUAAAGACUGAGCCUGAGUAUCCAAUCAGCAUGGAGAGACUGAAGAAACCCAGGCAGCCCCGGCGGUUUCCGCCCAGUGACAGGAGCAUGCGCAGUAAAGUUGCGUUACCAGACCUGCUGCAGCCCGUGUCCAGGCUGGUCUACGGAGGGAGGGAUCUCAGGCGCUCUGUCAGGGGUGUUGAGGCCAGCCACCCCACUCCACCCCUCCCACCCCGUUCUGGGAACACCAGAGUUCCAAAUCCCAAGAGGAACAUCUCUACUGUCAGGAUCAAACCCGAACCUGCAGACUAUGCCAUCUCAGCACCAUCCAUCCCCUCAGUUGGCCAACGACCAAACCCACACCUCUCCCCUCCCAGGGCCCACCUCAGGCACAAGGUUACCACAGAAACUGUCAGAGCACUCCGCUACAACAGCGGGCGUCCGAUGGCCAAAGAUAAGCUGAAGCGGAGUGGCGUGAAAGAGGCUGAGAGAGCCCAGCGUAAGCCCAGAGAGGAGAGCAUGAGGACCGGGAGCAGCCAAGGAGUGAGAAGGAUCAUGGAGAGAGGGCCUGGAGGUAUGAGCAGCAGGGAGAUGAGCAGCAUCCUCAGCCCUGAUCCUGUUCCUCCUCCCAUCCACAGCCAUCCUCUGUACAGGGUCAUCAAGGAGGAACCAGCAGACCCUCUACCUGUGGCGGGGUCCUUCCCCGAGUCACCCUCCCUGUCCUCCUCCCCAGAGCUGGGCAAAAGGCAGAUCAAGCCCCCUGUCAAGCUCCUAGACCCAGGCUUCCUCUUCAGCUUCUGCCGGCCGGCAGGAGGGCCCAUGUUGGGGGUGAAGAGGGAGGAGGAGAGUGUGGAUAUCUGCCUAACACGGUCGGUCUCGAGGGUAGAGCGAUUUGGUUCCGGGGGGGCCCCAGCCAGGGUCCUGAGGGCCAGAGGAGGCCCCCCCACUCUCCACAGGGUGAAGAAGGAGAGGGAAGAAAGGAGUGUAAGCCAAAGUCCAAUCCAGAGGCAGGGGCCACCAAGGGCUGUCAACUCUCACCAACACAAACCCCCCACCUGGAUAGAGCCACAGGGUCAAAGGGUGCUUGCGUUGCACGGGACAUACCAAAGAAGCCAGCUAAGCCCCUGCCUAGCCGAGGCCCUGCCCUGUUGGAUUCGAUCCGCCGGGCGAGGCUAAAGCAGCUGCGGGGUCCUCGCAGUCAGGCCCCCAAGGACAAGUCAUCCCACGUCUGCCUGCAGUGCCGGGCAUCCUGUAAGGACUGUAACGCCCUCAUCAUGCACCGCAUCAGGCACAUCGAGGGCAAGCACUGGCCCUGCCCUCUGUGCAAUAAGACAUUCUUCAGGAUGAGGAAUGUGAAGAACCACAUUCGGACCCACGACCAGAGGCUGUAUAAGUGUCGCAGCUGUUUGGCUGCAUCCUGAGACCUGACUGGGGAAUGAGGGUUGAAGCUGUCUACAUUGACUGACGGGAUGAGAGGAGAGGCACAUUGUUAAACAGCAAGCUUGUAAAUACAAAGCAUCAGUCCACAUCCAAACACAAGUCUACCAGGAGAAAUGUAGUUACUAUUACGAUGAUGAUUAUUGUGGUAAUUCUUGAUUGGUAAUGUUAUUUAAAAAACAGAACUUAAUUUCUUGUUUGCAUUUUAGGUAGCUACAGGGGUUUAAACUUGAAAAUUCACUCAGGGGGUGGGGAACUGUGAGGUCACUGUAUUUAAAUGGUCGACGACGUCACAGUAUGUAAAUUAGAAUGGAAAUUAUGGAGAAUUAUUAUGAUAAUGAUUACUACUAUUGCUAUCAAUAUUUUUGUAUGUAUAGACUGAAUCUGAGUGCACCUAUACCAUAGCUUUGUUGUAAACCUAAAAUAAGUUGAUGUAAAACGGAGGGGUAGCCGGAGAGCAGUCCCAGGUGGAAAUACUUGAAGGUUCACAGGUCGAUUUGGAGUUGGAAUUGGAGAGUGUUUCUUAAAGUCUGUAGACGAGGGGGGGUGUUGGGUUUCUACUCUCUUUGGUGCUCAGAGAUGGUAUGAGUUGGCUAGUAUCGCCUCAUGUAUCGGUUCUCUAGUCUAACCUUUGUCAAGGGUUAGGGUUUGGGAAAGGGGGUUAGGAGGGGGGAAUAGGCCCAAUCACAAAAUGACCCCUGAACACCAUGCCCUAUGCACUUGUGGAGAUCGUAGCACAUUUGAUUGAUUGAAGCAAUAUGGAGAAACUUCCCCAUAGUAGAUCAAAUGGAAAGGUAUUUGUAUUAUCCUAUUGCUUACACAUGUCAUAUCCUCUCAGAUCUCCAUAAGUGCAUAGAAUCUAGGGGUCCAUUUGGGAUUGGGGCCAUGAGUUAGCUAGUUUGGGGUAAGGGGGUUCUAUGACAUCCCUGCAUGUUUGACUGCAGGUCUGUUUCCUCACCUUGUCUUUUCCAAUGUUACUAUAUAUCUAUGAAAGGGAAAACUGUCAUGUCUAAAUGUGAAUUUGUAAAAUUACUUUCUCAAUACUGAAGUUUGUUUCUGGAUUAUAUACAGUUCUUUUGGCUCGGUAGUCCAGAACGUUUUAUUUGAAAUGAUGCAAUGACUCUGGGGUUAAAGUGCAUACGGCCAGCUUUCAUUUGAGGGUAUUUUCAUCCAUAUCAGGUCAACAGUUUAUAAACUACAGCACUUUUUGUACAUAGUCUCCCACAUUUUAGGGCACCAAAAAUAUUGGGACAAAUUCACUUGUGUAUUGAAAAGUUUAGUAUUUGGCCCCGUAUUCCUAGCAUGCAAUGAUUACACCAAGUUUGUGACUCUACAAACUUAACAUUUGUGCGUCUAACGUUCACUAAUUAUUAUUCACGAUUCAUUCAGGACUAUUCGUAAUCAUGGUAGAAACACAUUUUAAUUUACAAAAGAAGUGACUCCAAAAUGAUACAAUACAUUAUUUACCAUUAAUUUCUAUUGGGUACAAAAUAAUUUGAAACAAACAAAACAGCAAAUGCAUCCAAAAAGUCUGUAGAGCAGGGCUGCCCAACCCAAGAUUUUCAGUCCAACCCUAAUUUAGCAUAUCUGAUUCAGCUGGUUAAGGUGUUGUUGAGCAGCUAAUUAGUAGAAUCAGGUGUGUUAAAUUAGGGUUGGACUGAAAACCCACAGGAUCUCCAGGAAGAGGGUUGGGCAGCCCUGCUGUGGAGUCAUAAGCUUGGUGUUAUCAUUACGUGCUAGGAAUAUGGGACCAAAUACUAAACUUUUGGUGCCCUAAAAUGGGAGGACUAUUUACAAAAGUGCUGAAAUUUCUAAACAGGUCACCUGAUAUGGAUGGAUAUACCCUCAAAUUAAAGCUUCCAGUCUGCAAAUUUAACCUGUCAUUGUUUGAUUUCAAAUCCAAACUUCUGGAGUAUAGAUCCAAAAUAAGAAAAAUACUGCAAUAUCCCAAUAAUGGAGGGCACUGUAUAUGUUUCUCCUUUUUUAAUUAAACUAGGAUGUUUGGCCUUUAAUAUUUUUUUUUCUUCUCAUAUUUAAGAACCUCUCUCGUACUGAAUGCAACGCGUGCACAUACUAUGGAGACAUUGAAGAUGUUCUGAAUUUGAUUGAAAGUCAGAUGAUUCACUCUCCUUUUGGUUCUGUAAAAAGAAUGAUAUGGAAUAAAUGUUUGCCUUUUA
This is a messenger RNA of Oncorhynchus masou masou (cherry salmon), 3913 nucleotides long. RefSeq lists its product as uncharacterized. Bases 99 to 1475 code for a protein of 458 amino acids. The record is from RefSeq and is a predicted model, not a curated record. The transcript is spliced from 4 exons. NCBI's taxonomy places the organism in Eukaryota, Metazoa, Chordata, Actinopteri, Salmoniformes, Salmonidae.